Gossypium raimondii (Peruvian cotton) is the source of this 6228-nucleotide messenger RNA. Its product is annotated as callose synthase 7. Gene Ontology annotation, molecular function: 1,3-beta-D-glucan synthase activity. Gene Ontology annotation, biological process: (1->3)-beta-D-glucan biosynthetic process. Lineage: Eukaryota; Viridiplantae; Streptophyta; Magnoliopsida; Malvales; Malvaceae. Gene Ontology annotation, cellular component: plasma membrane; 1,3-beta-D-glucan synthase complex. The coding region runs from base 401 to 6073 and encodes 1890 amino acids. The transcript is spliced from 42 exons. The record is from RefSeq and is a predicted model, not a curated record.
GAUGUCACAAGGAAAAGAAAAGAAAUACAUAACCCUUCAAAGCACGAAAUGAAGCCUAAAAAAAUAAAAAGCAAAAGAGACGAAAGUAAAGCUGAGUUCCCGCUUCCAAACCCACAGGACAAGUUCCCCAACCAAAAGCAUUAUCAUAUUUUCAAUGCAAACUGACGUUGCUUCCUUCCUUCCUUCUCUAUCCCAGAAUUAGAUUCCAAAGCUGCAAAACAAAAGCGAAAAGAACGUCCAAGCCCUGUCAUAAAAAUCUUCUUUCUGCUUUGGUUUCUCGUACUAUUAUAUAAACAACUAUGAUUCUCACUCUUUCUUGCUUUAAAUUCAGUGUCAAUCACAACACCUCUGCCGCACUGUGGCACUUUCCUGGGUUUUGCCUUUUUUGUAAAUUUGAAGCAUGGCUAGUUCGAGCGGCACGAAGCCGUCGCCGCCGGUACGGAGGAUGUCGAAGGCGCAUGGGAUGAUGUUUGAUCUUCCUAGCAAUAUCGGGAAAUCGGUUGUUGACACUGACAUGGUUCCCUCAUCUUUGCCCUCCAUUGCUCUCAUUCUUCGAGUCGCCAACGAGAUUCAGGAUGAUAAUCCCAGAGUUGCCCAUCUCUGCCGUGUCUAUGCAUUGAAGGAGGCUGACAGGAUGGACCCAGCAUCCAGUGGACGCGGUGUUCGCCAGCUCAAGACAUAUUUGUCAACUAAAAUAGAAGAGGAAAAAGAUGAAAUAAAGUGUCAACUUGCAAGAACAGAUGAAAGGGAAACCCAAUUGUAUUAUCAGAUAUUCUAUGAGAAAAAUAUUAAAGAGGGGCAAGAUACAAAGCAACCGGAGGAGAUGGCUAAGUUUUAUCAGAUUGCAAUGGUUUUGCGUGAUGUGUUGAAAACAGUGUUACCUUCUUCACAAGUUGAUUAUAAGACUGUCAAAUAUGUUAAAGAACUGGAGAGCAGAAAGGAACAAUAUGAACAUUACAACAUUCUUCCGCUCUAUGCUGUUGGGAUAAAACCGCCAAUUAUGAAACUCCCUGAGAUCACUGUUCCAUUUCAAGCCAUACGUAAUGUGGAGAAUCUGCCAAUGCCCAUAGCUCAUUCGGGUUCAGAUGUCAAUUUAUAUGUUAAUGACAUAUUUGAUUGGCUAUUGUCUCUUUAUGGUUUUCAGAAAGGGAAUAUAGCAAAUCAAAGGGAGCACCUAAUAUUGCUACUUGCCAACAUUCAUGUGAGGAGUAGGAAUCUUGAAACUUAUUAUCAGCUUGAUAGUUUUACCAUACAACAUUUAACUGAUGAAAUAUUCAAGAAUUAUGAAUCAUGGUGUUACUAUAUGCAUCGUGAACCGAAUAUUAAAAGGUAUCCCCAAGGUUAUGCAGUACAACAGCUACAACUCAUUUAUAUUGGACUUUAUCUUCUCAUAUGGGGUGAAGCAUCAAAUAUACGGUUCAUGCCUGAAUGUAUUUGCUAUAUCUUCCACAGUAUGGCAAGCGAUGUUUUUGAAACUUUAUCUUGCAAAGUGCAUCCUGUUAGUGACGCAAACCAAACAGCAGUGCCUGACCACGAAUACUUUUUAAGAACUGUCAUAACACCUAUCUACAAGGUUCUGCUUAAGGAAGCAAAAAAAAAUAAAGAAGGCAGGGCAAGCCAUUCUACAUGGAGCAACUACGAUGAUCUAAAUGAGUUCUUUUGGUCUGAAAAUUGCUUUAUGCUAAGGUGGAGAAGAGAAGGUGAAAAAUAUUAUUUUCAGCAUCUUGAUGAAAUACCACUUCCAAAUGAGAUUGUUAAUCCAUGCAUUAUUGAGAAGAGGAAGCAUAAAACCAACUUUGUUGAAGGCCGCACGUUUCUGCACUUAUAUAGAAGUUUUCAUCGAAUGUGGAUAUUCUUCGUAGUGGCUUUCCAGGCUAUGGUAAUAGUUGCAUGGAGGCGUUCUGGAUCUGUUUAUACUGUUUUUGAUGAAGGAUUCUUAAGAAGACUGUUAAGCAUUUUCAUUACUUCUGCUGUUCUCAAUCUUUUUGAAGCUGUUCUGGAUGUAGCUCUUACUUUCAACGCUUGGAGGAGCUUUGAAUUUAACCAAAUACUGCGGUACCUUUUGAAAUUGAUCAUGGGAGCUAUUUGGGUCGUGAUUUUGCCAAUAGGUUAUUCCAUUUCUGUGAAGAAUCCAACUGGGGUCAUCAAGUUCCUAAAGCACUGGACUGGGAAUAUGCAAAACCAGUCAUUAUAUAAUUAUCUCAUCGUACUUUAUCUGAUACCUGAUUUACUUGCUACUGUAUUAUUUGUGCUUCCACUUUUGCGGAAAAAGUUGGAGCUUUCAAACUGGCGGAUAGUUACUCUUGUUAUGUGGUGGAAUCAGCCUAAACUUUACGUGGGAAGAGGCAUGCAUGAGGACUUCUUCUCACUCUUAAAGUACACGAUGUUUUGGAUUAUGCUGCUAGUCAUCAAGCUAACAUUCAGCUAUUUUGUUGAGAUUUUUCCACUUGUGCGACCAACCAAGGAAAUUUUGGAUAUGCAUGUCGAAAACUAUCUACUGUACAAGAUUGUUCCAAAUGUUGCUCAUAAUGUCGGAGCUCUUAUAGCAAUAUGGGCUCCAAUUAUCUUGGUUUAUUUUAUGGAUGCUCAAAUAUGGUAUGCCAUUUUUUCUACCCUUUUUGGUGGGGUUCUUGGAGCCUUCCGACAUGUGGGUGAGAUACGUACACUUGGGAUGCUGCGAUCCAGAUUUCGAAGCGUACCUCGAGCUUUUAUUGAACGUUUUUUGCCAUUAGCACAUCAUGAUUCAAAGACAAAACUCUCGGAUAAUUCAAUUGAACAAAAGAACAUGGCAAUUUUUUCUCAAAUGUGGAAUGAAUUCAUUUGUUCCAUGCGUGAGGAGGAUCUAAUUAGCAAUAAGGAUCAAGAAUUGUUGCUUGUCCCAUGUUCUUCAAGCGAUGACUCUGUGAUUCGGUGGCCACUUUUCUUGCUAGCUAGUAAGAUUCCUGCUGCAUUGAACAUAGCAAAAGAUUCUAAGAGGAAGGAGGAUGCCAAGUUGAUUAAACUGAUCAACAGUGACUUUUACAUGCAUUCAGCGGUGGUUGAAUGUUAUAAGACGAUCAAAUGUCUUAUAGAUGGCCUUCUGGAAGACGAGGCUGAUAAGAAGAUUGUACUGAAGAUUUAUGAUGAAGUAUCUAAUAGUCUACAACAGGGGAAGUUUCUGAAAGAAUUCAAGAUGAGCGGUAUGCCUUUGCUCAGUGUAAAGUUGGAGAAGUGGCUAAAGAUCUUGAUGGCUGAUCAUUGGGAUGAUGAAAUAUACAAGGCCCAGAUAACCAAAGCUCUGCAGGGUAUCAUGGAUACUGUUACACAUGAUGUUAUGAUUAACGGCCAGAAAGCUCUUCAAGGAGCUUCUGUUUAUCAGAAUAGCAAAGAUGGGCAGAGUUUUGAAAAGAUUAACACUCAGGAUAUACGGCACAAAUCUUGGAAGGACAAGGUCUCUAGGCUCCAUUUUCUUCUGACUUUCAAGGAAUCUGCUGCUGAUGUGCCUCGAAAUUCAGAGGCUCGACGCCGUAUUACUUUUUUUGCCAAUUCAUUAUUUAUGAAUAUGCCAACUGCGCCCAAAGUUAGUGAUAUGCGCUCCUUCAGUGUUUUGACUCCAUAUUACUCGGAACAUAUUCUUUUUACUGAUGAUGAGCUUAAUAAAGAAAAUGAGGAUGGGAUAUCAACUUUGUUCUACCUACAGAAGAUAUAUCCAGAUGAAUGGACCAACUUCCGGGAGCGAAUGCAUUACCAAGAGAACAAGGAGGAUAUCUGUAACUGGGCAACUUACAGAGGACAGACACUUUUUAGAUCAGUGCGAGGGAUGAUGUACUACAGGAAAGCCCUAGAACUCCAAUGUGCCCUGGAAUUACCUAAUCAUAAUGCUUCAAGGGAAGAGGACUCUGCUCGAGCGCAAGCUCUGCCUGAUUUAAAAUUCACCUAUGUUGUAUCUUGUCAGAUCUAUGGAACUCUGAAAAAUUCUGAUGAUUCUCAUGAUCAAAGUCGUCAAAGAAGCAUUCUGGAUCUCAUGCUUAUGCAUCCAUCUUUGCGUGUUGCCUAUAUUGAUGAAAGAGAGGAGACUGUUAAUGGAGAAUCUGAAAAAUCAUUUUACUCUGUUCUUGUCAAGGGAGGUGAUAAAUUUGAUGGCUAUGAAAGGGAAAUAUACCGCAUCAAACUUCCAGGUCCUCCAACAAAAAUUGGUGGAGGAAAACCUGAAAACCAAAAUCAUGCCCUUAUUUUUACUCGAGGAGAAGCCUUGCAGACUAUAGACAUGAAUCAGGAUAACUAUUUCGAAGAGGCUUUUAAAAUGAGAAAUGUUUUGGAAGAGUUUGAACACUCCUGUCACUGGCAACGGAAACCUACAAUAUUAGGUUUAAGGGAGCAUAUAUUUACUGGAAGUGUUUCGUCACUUGCUUGGUUUAUGUCCAAUCAAGAGACUAGCUUUGUGACUAUCAGCCAACGCUUUUUAGCAAGUCCUCUGAGGGUACGAUUCCAUUAUGGUCACCCUGACAUAUUUGACAGAAUCUUCCACAUAACAAGGGGUGGCAUUAGCAAAGCUUCAAAAACUAUUAAUUUAAGUGAAGAUAUAUUUGCAGGGUUCAAUUCAACUCUCCGAGGGGGAUAUAUAACACAUCAUGAUUACAUCCAAGUUGGAAAGGGACGUGAUGUGGGCAUGAAUCAAAUAUCAUCUUUUGAGGCUAAAGUUGCAAAUGGAAAUGGAGAGCAAACACUUAGCCGUGAUGUGUAUCGCCUUGGAUGUCGAUUUGAUUUCUUUAGAAUGCUAUCAUUUUACUUUACAACAGUUGGUUUCUAUUUUAAUAGCAUGGUUACUGUGCUUACAGUAUAUUUGUUCCUCUAUGGACGUUUGUAUUUGGUUAUGAGUGGAAUGGAAAAAGAGAUCCUAGAGAAGUCAAUUAUAAAUCAGAACAAGUCCCUGGAAGCAGCUUUAAUUCCUCAGUCGCUCUUUCAAGUGGGUUUGUUAUUGGUUUUGCCUAUGCUUAUGGAAAUUAGCCUGGAGAAAGGGUUCCGCACUGCUCUGGCUGACUUUAUCAUCAUGCAGCUGCAGCUAGCCUCUGUAUUCUUUACAUUUCAGCUUGGAACAAAAGCACAUUAUUUUGGGAGAACAAUCUUGCAUGGAGGUUCUAAAUAUCGAGCUACUGGGCGUGGAUUUGUUGUUUUUCAUGCCAAGUUUGCUGAUAACUAUAGAUUGUACUCACGAAGUCACUUUGUGAAAGGCUUUGAACUUGGUAUACUACUGGUUGUAUACGAAGUUUAUGGUGUAUCAUAUCGCCGCUCAAGUCUUUAUUUAUUUAUCACCUGCUCAAUUUGGUUCUUGGUUGGGUCCUGGCUAUUUGCUCCCUUUGUCUUUAACCCUUCUGGUUUUGACUGGCAAAAGACAGUGGAUGAUUGGGCAGAUUGGAAGCGUUGGAUGGGAUUUCGCGGAGGUAUUGGUAUUCAGCCUGAAAAAAGUUGGGAAUCAUGGUGGGAAAGAGAACAUGAGCACCUUAAAUACACAAAUAUACGAGGAAGGGUGCUUGAAAUUAUUCUUGCACUUCGUUUCUUUGUCUAUCAAUAUGGAAUUGUCUACCACCUUGACAUAGCUCAUCACAGUAGGAGUUGGAGGGUUUACGGACUCUCUUGGGGUGUUAUCGCAGCAGCUUUCUUAUUGUCAAAGAUAGUAUCGGUUGGUAGACAACUGCUGGGAAUAGAACUUGAGCUAGUAUUCAGAAUGCUCAAAGCAUUUCUGUUUCUUGCCUGCUUGGGAAUAACCAUACUCUUAUCCAAAACAUAUGGCCUCACUAUAUCAGAUCUAUUGGCUGCUGUCCUUGCCUUCUUGCCCACGGGCUGGGGCAUUCUUCUUAUUGGGCAAGCAUGCAGGCCAUGGUUGAAGGGGCUAAUGCGGAAUUUUAUGAAGGAGAUGAGCAGGGCGUAUGACUACAUUAUGGCAUUGCUGCUUUUCAUGCCCAUAGCCAUUUUGUCAUGGCUUCCAUCUGUAUCUGAAUUCCAGACUCGCAUCCUCUUCAAUCAAGCUUUUAGCAGAGGUCUUCAAAUUUCUAUCAUUCUUGCUGGCAGGAAAGACAAGUCCUCACCUAAAUGAUUUUUUUUAUUUGUUUGUUUUAUGUAAUAUUGUGAUUUUGGUAAUGUACAGAGAGAGAUGGAGCAAUUUCUCUAUUAAAUUCAUUUGUUAAAUUUAAAUUAUGGUGUUCUUAUCUUUAUUAAUGACAUUUUUACUUUGGGGCAAUUCAAAGACAA